Messenger RNA from Hydra vulgaris (swiftwater hydra), 1613 nucleotides. The record is from RefSeq and is a predicted model, not a curated record. NCBI's taxonomy places the organism in Eukaryota, Metazoa, Cnidaria, Hydrozoa, Anthoathecata, Hydridae.
GCGGAAAUAGCGAUUUACGGAGCCGAAUUUUGUGCUAAAAUUCUGUGACUCGUUUUUUUGACGUUUUUUUUAGGUGGCCUAAGGCAAACGUAUUUUUGAGAAGUUUUUUUUCGGAAACAUAUAUAAACAUAGUAUAUUUUUGGAAAGAAGAAGAGUUAAGCUUGUUUUUUAUGUUAUUUUUACGUACGGUUGUCUUACCAUUUUUUGGAGCAUUUGGCUCAUGAAAAAUAGGUUGGUGUUUACAUGUCAAAUUCUUGUCGAAGGACUCUUUAUUCCGCUUUUUUGAUUCUCAAAAUAAGUUUUUACAUGCAUUUUCUUUGCACAUACCAAAUUUUAUUGAAAAAUAUUGUGUAGCAGAUAGUUAAAUCAGUUUAGCACUUUUAGUACCUAAUUUCUGUUUUUCCGAUUUUUUUUUAGCGGAUUUCCCGUCUCAUUAUUUUGAGUAGGGUUAGGCAAACGAUUUUUUGUUGGUUUUUUUUACAGAAACGUAUAUACACAUAGUAUAUUUUCAGAAAGAAGAAGAGUUAGGCUUGUUUUUUGUGUUAUUUUUUUACAUGAUUGUUAUACCUUUUUUUUGACUAUUUUGCUCAUGAAAAUUAUGUUGAUGUUUACUUGUUCAAUUAUUGUUGAAGGAAUCUAUAUUCCGCUUUUUUGAUUUUUAAAAAAAGUUUCUACAUGCAUUUCUUUUGCACCUGCCAAAUUUCAUGAAAAAAUAUUAUGUAGCAAUUAGUUAAUUCAGUUAAACACUUUUGGUACCUAAUUUCUGUUUUCAAAAAUAGCCGAGGUGGGGCUGAGGGGGAGAGAGUUUUUUUUUUCUUUAAAAAUGUUUAUUGCAUAUUGUUUCACUUAGAUUGUUAGUAAUUAAAAAAAUGAAUAAUAUAAAUGAACUGGGUAAUCAAACAGAUACUUCAUCGUCAUCUGAUGCAGUUGUUUUAUCAACAUCUGCCAGUGGCAAAUUUUUUCAGAUUUGUAUAGAGUUAAUGUCGAAAUCAAAGUUAUUUUGGUUAAUUUUUUUACCUUUAGCUUUGUCACCAUCUGCUAUGGUUGAUGCAGGCUUACUAUUUCAUCAGUUUUUGAGAUUCCUCCAAUCAACUCAGCCUUCCACUGUUUUAGUUUUAGUUCCAUCUACAUCUGAAACAGUUGUUUCAUCAACAUCUACCACAUUUAGAAAGUUUAAAGGCUAUUUCUUUGUUCACUUUGUAUGUAAUAUGUGUAUCUGCAUCUACAUCUGCUUUGGUUGGUUGGAGUUCAACAACAAACUUGCUUUACCUAAUGGCAAGCCACAAAACUUGUUGUACUUGUUUGCAAGCCACAAAACUUGCUGUAUCUAUUUGCAGUCUUGCAACAUGGUAUUGGGCGGAAGGGGGGCGGCUUACACCCCCUUCCAUGAAGUCAAUUUAUACACCACUAGUUACUAUUUUUCCAAGUAUCGAAAUAUUUUUUUUAUUUUUUAUACUAAAAUUAAUUGUUUUAGUAAAGAUUGAAAUAUUUAAAAGAAUGAAAUUUUGAUAGGGUGUGUUAAACCUUAUUCAAAACCCAACACCCGACUUUGAGAUAGACUUGUAAUAUUCACUAGUGAUGUGGAAUAAAAUAAUAACAAUUUUUUGUAUAUA